Molecule: messenger RNA, 2572 nt
Organism: Nerophis ophidion (straightnose pipefish)
Lineage: Eukaryota; Metazoa; Chordata; Actinopteri; Syngnathiformes; Syngnathidae
Gene: tslig3b
Product: family with sequence similarity 98 member B
Exons: 8
Coding region: 316-1353 (345 amino acids)
Cellular component (GO): tRNA-splicing ligase complex
Source: RefSeq, a predicted model, not a curated record
AACAACCUUCGUACACGACGUCCAUUUGACAAUGAAUGGAUGUAAAAUAUUUUAUUUUUAUUAUUCGUUAAAAUCACUCGUAUCCCUAAAUUUAGUGUCAUACUUAGUCAAUAGUCACAGCCAAUAAAUAUUAUGAAAAAUUGUGCUUUAAAAGCUCUUUUUGGCAUGUGUCGGUCACGUGACUUUUCUUAACGGCAGAGGCAGAAACAAGAGGAUUCAAAAUGGACAUGCGUUGCUUAGGCCCGUUUACUUGUUAAAUAUCCCUGAUUUAAGUGUCAAGUUCUCAUAAUGGUGGAGUAACACUUCUAUUAAGCGAUGGAGUGUGAUAUUUUGGACUCGUUGGAGCAGCUCGGCUAUGAGGGUCCGGUAAAGGGGGAAGCGGAUCUACUCCAAGCAGCAAAAGGUGGCCUGACCUCGGCUGAGUAUGUGGACUUGUGCCGGUGGUUGGUGUCCCGCUUAAAGUCGCUGUGUGACCUGGAGGGAAGCAUCACUUCAGGUUCGGAUGACGUGACGAGCAUGAGGGGCUUGCUGAAGGAGCUUUGCUGUCCUUAUGACAUAGUCAAGGAGAACACUGAAGAUCAUCUUAAAAUUCUGUUGUUUUUAAGCUCUGAGCUUCAGGCAGCGCAGAUCGCCAGCAGCAGAGGAAAUUGCCUUCAAGGUCAAAACGAGAGUUUGGCGUCUCGGGAGCUGAGAAAAAUCUGCGAGACUUUAACUGUGUCACCGUUGGAGGGAAAUAAUGUUGCAGAGGUCCUGUCUUUAAUCCAAGACAAGGUGGAUACACUUCUUAAAAAGUGCCCUAAUGGCGCAGUGGGAAAACCUGCGUUAAAACAAUCCCUCAGCAGUGAACAGUGGGAGAAGCUGCACCACAUGAACACAGUGCUGUCGUCGGAGUACGAGUGCCGACGCAGGAUGUUGAUCAAACGUCUGGACGUCACCAUUCAGUCUUUCGGGUGGUCCGACAGAGCCAAGGUCAAGGUGGACAGCAUGGCGAGGGCCUACCAGCCUAAGAGGCACAAUCUGCGGGCGGAGUCAACGGUGGACGCCACCACGCUGCUGGCAGCCAGAGAGGACGUCUGCAACAUUGUCAAGACCAGCAGCGGCGUUAACCGAGAGAAGACGGCGUGCGCGGUCAAUAAGAUUCAAAUGGGAAGAGUUCCAGACCGAGGAGGACGUCCUUCAGAGAUACAAGCCCCGGCUCCAGAGAUGCCCCUUUGGAAGGCAAGGCAAGAUGGAGGGGGUGAUUGGGGAAGAAGGGGUGGCUGGGGAGGAGGAAGAGGAGGAGGAGGAAAAUGGCAAGGAGGCAGACAAAACCAGGAGGGACACGGCGGAAAGAGAAGACGGUACCAGUAUUGAUUGUUUUGCAGCUUUUUUUUCCAGUUUUUUUUUUUUUAAAUGGACUGAAAAAAACAUUCAAGUGAGUCUACAGAUCCCACAAACCAGAUCUGUUGAUUAGAAUUUUACCUCCACAGUUUUAAAGGCCUACUGAAAUGAGAUUUUCUUAUUUAAACGGGGAUAGCAGGUCCAUUCUAUGUGUCAUACUUGAUCGUUUUGCGAUAUUGCCAUAUUUUUGCUGAAAUUAUUUAGUAGAGAACAUUGACGAUAAAGUUCGCAACUUUUGGUUGCGAAUAAAAAAGCCUUGCCUUUAUCCGAAGUAGCAGACGAUGACGUCACAAGAGUGAUGGCUCCUCACGUCCUCACAUUGUUUAUAAUGGGAGCCUCCAACAAAAAGAGCUAUUCGGACCAAGAAAACGCCAAUUUUCCCAUUAAUUUGAGCAGGGAUGAAAGAUUCGUGGAUGAUGAUAUUGAUAGUGAAAGACUAGAAAAAAAAUAACAAUAAAAAAAUUAAAAAAGCGAUUGCAUUGGGACGGAUUCAGAUGUUUUUUGACACAUUUACUAGGAUAAAUCUGGGAAAUCCCUUAUCUUUCUAUUGUGUUGCUAGUGUUUUAGUGAGAUUAAAUAGUACCUGAUAGUCGGAGGGGUGUGUCCACGGGUGUCUUGACGCCAGUCUCUGAGGGAAGUGGACGGCGCAAGGUCAGCUGAUCUCCGGUAAGAGGCGACUUUUUAACACAAUUUUCUCACCGAAACCUGCCGGUUGACAAGCGAUCAGGAUCCAUGUUCGCUUGACCACUCUGAUCCAUAGUAAAGCUUUACCUCCGAGAAGUUUAAACAAGGAAUCACCGUGUGUUUGUGUGGCUAAAGGCUAAAGCUUCCCAACUCCAUCUUUCUACUUUGAGUCCUCCAUUAUUAAAUGAACAAAUUGCAAAAUAUUCAGCAACACAGAUGUCCAGAAUACUGUUUAAUUGUCCGAGACGUUUUCAACAAGAAACUCCGCAGAAAAUUUAAAAUUGUAAUUUAGUAAACUAAAAAGGCCGUAUUGGCAUGUGUCGCAAUGUUAAUAUUUCAUCAUUGAUAUAUAAACUAUCAGACUGCGUGGUCGGUAGUAGUGGGUUUCAGUAGGCCUUUAACCCUGCCCUUACCUCACCGGUCUCUGUAGUAGGAUCACAUCACCUCAUAUUCCACAGUUUAAAAACCUCUGAUUUUAGUGAAUAAAUACUGAUGAGUUCCCACAAUC